Messenger RNA from Truncatella angustata, 507 nucleotides. RefSeq names its product carbonic anhydrase. Lineage: Eukaryota; Fungi; Ascomycota; Sordariomycetes; Amphisphaeriales; Sporocadaceae. Bases 1 to 507 code for a protein of 168 amino acids. The record is from RefSeq and is a predicted model, not a curated record. Gene Ontology annotation, molecular function: carbonate dehydratase activity; zinc ion binding. The transcript has 2 exons.
AUGUCUGCCAUUCAGAAGAAUUUACAGGAGAAGAAUGCGAAAUAUGCAGCGGAGUUUACAAAGGGCCAUCUUGCACUCCCACCAGCGAAGAAGUAUCUUGUUCUGACAUGCAUGGACGCCCGCAUCGACCCCGCUGCCGCAUUUGGCAUUGAGCUGGGCGACGCUCAUGUCAUUCGCAACGCUGGUGCUAGUGCAAGGGAUGCUCAACGCUCGAUCAUCAUCUCAGAACAACUGCUGGGUACAAACGAGAUAAUCUUAGUCAAGCACACUGGCUGUGGCAUGUUGACUUUCCAGAACGAGGAUGCGCAGAGCCUUGUCAAAAAGAACCUCGGUGAUGGCGCCGCAAAGGAAAUCGCAGGCCUUGACUUCUUGGCAUUCCCCGAUUUGGAACAAGCUGUGAAGGACGAUGUCGACUUCUUGAAGAAAACAGAAACGGUCCCAAAGGGUGUUGCCAUCAGUGGGUGGGUCUAUGAAGUUGAGACAGGUAAGACGAGGCAGGUCGUGUAG